UUUUUUCCUGUUGAAGGUCAAAACAUUGUUGAAACACGAAGAGAAGAAGAGCGUCUAUUUGUCACACAGUAAAAAUCACGCACAGAAAUCAUGACUGAUAGAGAGGUGAACUACACGUGUUAUUUACUAUGUAGUGUGUUCUUCUGUGUAUUUGGGAACUCGUUCCUAUACGGUUACAACAUCGGAGAUGUCAACAACCCUGCAAAGAUCAUUCAGAUGUUCUAUCAAGAUGUACUUACUGACAGGGCAGGAGGACAACCUAUGGGUGAAGCGAAGAACAACCAAACUGUUGUAGCUUUAGGAAACAACAGUUCUGACGUGAACACAUCUUACAUCUUAACUCCUACAAAGAACAAUACUAAAGUUCAUUAUUUGGACUAUGAGGCCCCUAAUGAAGUGGAAUGGCUCUGGUCCAUCACAGUGGCCAUUUUUGUUCUCUUUGGAAUGGUUGGUGCUUUUAUCUCCGGAAAAUGGGCUGACUACUUUGGGAGGCAAAGGGGUAUGAUCCUGAUCACAUUCAUCAUGUUUUUGGCCGCCUUAUUUGGAGGAAUUCCCAAGAUUACCAGAUCCUUCGAAGUCCUCAUUGUCCACCGAGCCCUUGUGGGAUUGCACUGCGGUUUGAAUGUCAGUCUUGCCUCACUAUAUCUGGCUGAGAUUUCUCCUAAGAAGAUUCGUGGAGCCAUUGGUACUUGUCAUCAGCUGUUCAUCACCGUUGGUAUCCUGUGGUCCAAUAUCAUGGGUGUAUCUAAACUCUUUGGUACUCAUGAGCUCUGGGAAUGGGUGUUCAUCUUUAAUGCUGUCCCAGCCCUGGUCUGCCUGAUUGGUCUCCCGUUCUGUCCAGAAAGUCCCCGAUAUCUCCUCAUCAAGAAAAACGAGGAAGAAGAUGCCAGAGAUGCAUUAAGGAAGCUGAGAGGUUACUUUGAUGUUGAAGAUGAGAUUGACGAGAUGAAAGUGGAGGCCCGUAAAUCUCAGAGUGUCCAGUCCUUUACCCUGAAGCAGCUCUUGACCACCAUUGACCUUCGCUGGCCAGUUAUCAUUGCCUGUGUUCUGCAGAUUUCUCAGCAGUGGUCUGGUAUUAAUGCUGUGAUGUCCUUCUCCAGUUUUAUGUACAAGAAUGCUGGGGUGGAGAAGAGUGUAGUAGAGUGGGUGGUAUGUCUGACCAGUCUUAUUAAUGUACUCACCACCAUUGUAGCUGUCCCUCUGAUGGAGAAAUUAGGUCGACGCCCACUUCUGAUUUAUCCCAUGUGUUGUAUGGUUGUCUCCUUCAUAGCUCUCACAAUCUUCCACAAUCUACAGUACGACCAAGAUCUACAAGAAUCUCGGGGUGUUUUUGCCAUAAUUGCUAUUAUUGCCAUGCACACUUAUGUCAUUGGAUUUGCCCUUGGACUGGGUCCUAUUCCAUUCAUUGUGGUGGGAGAAAUCUUCCGACAAGAGCCUCGGGCAGCAGCCAUGAGUUUGUCCUUGACCUUUAACUGGGUCUGCAACUUUAUCUUGAACUUAAUAUUUAGGUUUAUGCAGAAAGCUAUGCUUGGAUAUGUAUACCUUCCAUUUAUUGGUAUUCUGGUGGGAGCUAUUCUUUUCAUCUUCUUCAAAGUACCAGAAACAAAGAAUCGGACAUUUGAUGAGAUAGCAGCCACAAUAACCCGUGGAAGAAAAGCCAGGGAACCCUUUGAAGAUGGAGAAGAGAUGCAGAAAAUGAAUGAAAAAUCUUAAUGCUAGAGAAAUAUAGGAAUUAAAUGAGGGGUCAUAUUUAUUUAUUUGAUAAAAAGAAUUCUUCAACAAAGGGCAAUUACUGUUAAAUCUUAGUUGUGACUUAUUGUUAACAUGUGGUAAUAACAAAAUACAAAUGUCACAAAUGUCAGUGUAGCAUGAUUCAGGAGUAGUCAUCAUUUUAAGUUUUAAAAAUUUAAAAAAAACAGAAAAAAGGCAACUUGAAUUUCUGUUGGUGCUUACCUAGAACAUAUUUAGGAUCUCUGAAAUGAACAUAUCAAAUAUAUGUACCCAUAACUGCUUUAUUAAAGUUAAAUUUACACAGAAGAGUUGCAAAAUUUUAAUGACUAUGGUUGACUUUAUAAGUACAUGUUAUAUACUAAGUUGAAAGAUAAAGAGUACACAUUUGAUGUUAAAUUUCAACUGAAAGUUCAUUUGGAAAAAAUUAUGUUUGAAUUGAAUAUCACUGUAUUGUAAGGGUUUUACAGUUUUGUGUUUAAUUUGUUUACAGAGGGUCAUUUUUAUUUAUUUUUGUGUUGGUGACCUCACAAAUAUAGAUUUUUAAAAUGAAUGGAAGGAUGACUUGGUGUGGCAGUCAGAGUUCUGCUAAAUAACAGACAAUGGGUGGUGAAUCUGUAAUUUACGGUUGCAGAUAAAAACAAGAAUGAAAUAGUUAAUGUUUUGAUCUCUAGAAGAUUUACAAAGAAAAAUGAUUUUUCUUCAUUAUUCAUACAUGUAGUUAUAGGUACCUGUCAGAGAAAUUAGUUAAUAUUUAGUUUCAUGACAAUAUUUGUGUUUAUUAGUCUAGUACGUACGGUUGGUGUAGUGAUAAGCUUGUUUAGUUUGCCAUGUGUGGUCCGAAUGCCUGUUUUCUUUUUUUGUCAUUUCCAGAAGAACUUGAUAAUAGGUUGUGAAAAUGCAUAAUAUCAUCACUCCAUCUCAACCACAUGUGCAUUUCUUUAUGGAUCCUUCUACACUUAUACUUAAAAAUCUAACUUUGUGGAAGGGGGAAAGGAAAAAGGUUAAUUCUUUAUAGAGACUGUGAAUGGCCAACAUGAAGGUCAAGGUCUUAUGUGAGGUCAAAUGUCAAGAUAACAUUGUGUCAGGGGUAUGGUGUGUAACAAACACAUUCUUGAAUAAGAAUUUUGGUCUGCAUGCAAAGGAGAGGAAAAGUUCCAGUAAGACAUUCUUUAAAGGAAGUGUACAGGGCAAUUGUUUUACAACUGUGUAUAAAUGUGUGUAGAGAUAGUGGUUACUGUCUUUAACACAAAAUGAAUGUUUCUUUUUCCUGCAUUUAGAAUUAACAUGUAAACAAUUCCCUUUGUGUAGGGCACUGAAAUCAUUUAUACACUAUAUGUUUUAUUUUGAAUAGUGUCAAUGUCUUAUUUAUAUGCAUGUAUCUAACAGUCUAGGGCUUUCUCACAAGUUUGCCAAUUGUUCAGUGCAGCUACAUGUAUGAAAGAAUAAUGUUGAUUGAUUUUGUUUUGCAUGCUUUUACCUGUCCACUUAUUCUUAAACCUCAGCAGCAGAGGAUUCUAAUUUGAAAUAGAUAAUCAUUCUAAGCAUGCUGGGAAUAUUUUAAACCACAAUUGAGUACAUCCAUAACAAUAUUGCAAAAUAAACACAGCUAAAUAAUAUCUUUCAGCUUCAUUCCAAUUACGAAAGCUAAGAAAAAGUCACUCCAAAAACUUAGCAAGAAAUGAUACCAUGUGAUUUUUUUCUCAUUUCCAUAUUAGUGUUCUUCUCUGUAUGAAUUUCAUUACAUUUUUAUUAUUUGUUAUAUAUUUGUGAGUGAAAGCUUCUCUUUUUUCUCAGUAUCAAGUCAGUAUCAAGCAGCUUCAUAAAAUUUCAAAAUUUGUUUGUACAUGACAGUUUUAUUAGGUUGGUGCACUUGCAAUGUAGAUAGUUAAUUCAUUACAAGUGCUUCAUAGGCUAUUUUGUUAUGUAUGUUUUUAUUUCAUUUUUUAUCACCUGUCCUUUAAGUAUUCUUCUAAAUAGUGCUUAUUUUUAUCUUUUCUAUUACAUAUAUAAGCAUAUUAUCUUGUUAUUUAUUACUUCUUUACACUGGUACAUUUUGUAUUAAGCAUAUUUCGUUUGUAGAAGUGAUCAUGGAAAUAUUUUCCUAUAGUGUCACAGACAUCCUCAAAAUAUUUUUUGUUGGGAUUUGUUAGAGCUAUAGUUGUUCUUUAUACAGAAAAAUACAUGCAAGUGCUUUGUAUUCAUUUAGUGCUAUUUAGUUUAUUUUUGGAAAAGUAGAUUUUGGGGAAAAGAAGGCCAUUUCUGAGAAACUUCAUCUGUAUACUAAGAGUUUUUACCCUUCUGUACAAGUAGUCUCCCUUUUGUUAUCAUCCUCAAUGGUGAAUUUAAAACUGGACUACGUAACAAAUAACACAGAAAUUUGUGAAUUAUUAAGGAAGAGGCUAGAUGAUCAUUUUGAAUUUGAAUGAAAACAAAAGGAGCAAAAAUUGCCCUUAAUUAAUAAGAAAUAUAUCAUAAUAAAUGAUAAUACAACUGAAAAUUCAUUAUGUACCAGUAUGUACAUGUACAUAUAUUUUAGAUUAGUCAACAAAAGGGGCAAAAAUUGUUCAUAAUUCAUAUGAAAUAUAUCAUAAUAAAUGGUAAUUCAUGUACGAGUUUAAAUGAAAAUUCAUCAUGUACCAGUACUUACACGUACAUAUAUUUUACAUGUAGUUAGCAAAGUGAGCCAGAAAACGACGUAAUCAAUCUUCUUCACUGUGAAGAAAACAUUGAAGUUUUCGUUGAUUAUUUCUUGCUAAAAUAUCAAAAGGUUUGAAUCAAAUGGAGCCAGUAUUAAACCCCUCCCAUUCCCCUGUCACCCCUCAGGUUUACAUUAACUGCCAGUCUUCUUCUAGAGUUUAUGUCUACCCAUAUGUUCAGAUAUAUACUUGCUCUGUUGUUGUGUUGUAUACAAUGGCUCGAUCGUUUGUUAUUUUAAAUAUCAUGAGAAAGACAUUAAUAUUAGUGGAAAUUUUUAAAUUUGUACAUGAAUAUUGAAUUAUUAUUAAGAUACAUGUACAUGUAAUUAUGUAAUACAUUGUUUUGAUGAAUUAGAGUUCAAACAUUUUCUAUAGUAAUCAAUGAUACCAGCUAUGUCCAUAUAAAUGCAUAGAAUACAUUUUAUGUCUGUGGCACCAAACGUAGGGCGGCUUAAUCUUGUGGGUGCUCCUGUUAAGCUUGGGUGGCAAAGGUCAUAAUUCAGAGGUCAAAGAACAAAUAUAAAUUGCUACCAUAGGAGAUGAACUGUUAACUAGUCAUGUAAAGUUAUUUCAUGUUCAAUUGUAUGAAAAGAAGCCAAGGAUGAAUGAAGUUAGAAUUACUCUUUUGAACUAAAAUGUUAAAUAUAAAUUCUUCUGAAAACUACUGGUACUGUAUGUAAUGAGUAAUUGCUCUGUAAAUAUAAAUUCCUCAUGUUCAAUUGUAUGAAAAGAAGCCAAGGAUGAAUGAAGUUAGAAUUAUUCUUUUGAACUAAAAUGUUAAAUAUAAAUUCUUCUGAAAACUACUGGUACUGUAUGUAAUGAGUAAUUGCUUUGUAAAUAUAAAUUCCUCAUUUCAUCCAAAAGAGUGUGAAAUUUUAUUCUAUUCUAUUGUGUGAAACCUUGCGUACAGACUUUCACAAAUACAAAGGUUAUUUCUCUUUGUGGGGUCAAUCAGCACAAUCCAUUGUUAUACCCCUACUAAACAGUCCCUAUAUAAUUUCUUACUUUAAAAAGUCCAACAGUUCGACUGUUUUCCCUGAGUUUCAGUCCAGGAACUGUUAAAAUAGACUUUUAAAAAAAGACUGUUGCCCACUGACGUCAAAUGGAGCUAAAUUGAGUUAUCUUUUCCUCAAUUGGCAAACCUCGGCUGAUUCAGGUAACUGUGAGUUAAAUGUAAUCAGCCGAGGAGUGUCGAGUAAUUUAAACCUGUCGUUAAGAUAAACAGGAGUGGCCGAUGUUCGUUUUGCUGCGGCGAACAAAGAUGAAAUCCAGGCGAUACUUGAAAAUAUAUAGAGACAGUAAGAGUACGAAAAAUAUUUUAUUUUCUGUAAAAUUUAUGAAUUUGAUUUAGUAGGAGUAUAACAAAACAGUUGUUGACAGGAGUCUCGGAACAGUUGAACUGUUGGACCGGCAUGCAAGCUGUUGCCCGUGGCCUACAGCCUUGGGCAACAGCUUGCACUCCAGUCCAACAGAUCGACUGUUUCCCUCUACCCCAAUCAACAACUGUAUACUGUUUUCCCUCUAUAAUGUUACCAACUUGAUGAGACAGUGUCCAACAAAUUAAAUCUAUAAGCAUACCAUCAUUAUGUUUUUUCUUUCAUGCCCCAUACCUUGGCAGUAUGGGAACAGUACAAAAUAGUCGGAAAGCAUCAAAGGUUUAAAAUAUUUACAGGUGAGAACGUAGUGAGAAAAAUUAGCAUUAUACCGACAAAGAGAAAUAACUCCUUAAUAUGUGAAAGUUGUCUAUUGCCCUAAAUAAUUCAGGGAUAAAUUUACUGAAUAUAACUUAAAUGUGUGGGUAUAUUUUGCUUUAUACUGUAGUGCAACAAUAAAAUCUAUAAAAUA
Molecule: messenger RNA, 6272 nt
Organism: Saccostrea echinata
Lineage: Eukaryota; Metazoa; Mollusca; Bivalvia; Ostreida; Ostreidae
Product: solute carrier family 2, facilitated glucose transporter member 1-like
Exons: 11
Coding region: 91-1713 (540 amino acids)
Biological process (GO): monosaccharide transmembrane transport
Cellular component (GO): membrane
Molecular function (GO): hexose transmembrane transporter activity
Source: RefSeq, a predicted model, not a curated record